AUGAGCAUCAGCAGUGAUGAGGUUAAUUUCCUGGUUUACAGAUACCUGCAGGAGUCAGGCUUCUCGCACUCAGCGUUCACCUUUGGCAUAGAGAGCCACAUCAGCCAGUCCAACAUUAACGGAGCCCUGGUGCCCCCUGCUGCCCUCAUCUCCAUCAUCCAGAAGGGCCUGCAGUACGUGGAGGCUGAAGUCAGCAUCAAUGAAGACGGGACCUUAUUUGACGGGCGGCCCAUCGAGUCGUUGUCUCUCAUCGACGCGGUCAUGCCCGACGUAGUACAAACCAGGCAGCAGGCGUAUAGAGAUAAGUUGGCCCAGCAGCAGCAGCAGCAACAACAGCAGCAGCAGGCGGCAGCAGGUAGCGGCAGCGGUGGCGCCGGGCCCCAAGGAAGCGCCAAGAACGGAGAGGGAGCGGCCAACGGGGAGGAAAACGGAUCCCAUGCCUUAGCCAAUCACCAUUCGGAGAUGAUGGAGGUGGAUCGGGAUGUGGAAAUACCGCAGAGUAAAGCCAUGGUCCUCAGAGGUCACGAAUCGGAGGUCUUUAUCUGUGCCUGGAACCCGGUCAACGACUUGCUGGCGUCCGGCUCCGGAGACUCGACGGCUCGGAUCUGGAACUUGAGCGAGAACAGCUCGGGCGCGUCCACGCAGCUGGUUCUGAGGCACUGCAUACGAGAAGGAGGCCAGGACGUACCCAGCAACAAAGACGUCACCUCGCUAGACUGGAACAGUGAAGGCACUCUUCUAGCGACGGGCUCCUACGACGGCUUUGCUAGAAUAUGGACAAAAGACGGUAACCUGGCCAGUACUUUGGGUCAACACAAAGGUCCCAUAUUUGCACUCAAGUGGAAUAAGAAAGGAAACUUCAUCCUCAGCGCUGGCGUCGACCGGACUACAAUUAUAUGGGACGCCCAUACAGGCGAGGCCAAGCAGCAGUUUCCUUUCCACUCUGCGCCCGCUCUCGACGUGGACUGGCAGAGCAACAACACGUUCGCCUCGUGCAGCACGGACAUGUGCAUUCACGUGUGUAAACUGGGUCAGGACCGACCUGUCAAGACCUUCCAGGGUCACACGAAUGAGGUCAACGCUAUCAAGUGGGACCCCACCGGCAGCUUGCUAGCCUCCUGUUCCGACGACAUGACUCUAAAGAUAUGGAGUAUGAAACAGGACAUAUGCGUCCAUGACCUUCAAGCCCAUAGUAAAGAAAUUUACACUAUCAAGUGGAGUCCGACGGGACCCGGGACCAACAACCCCAAUGCCAACCUCAUGCUGGCGAGCGCUUCAUUCGACUCGACGGUGCGCUUGUGGGACGUGGAACGCGGCGUGUGCAUCCACACGCUGACCCGCCACCAGGAGCCCGUGUACAGCGUGGCCUUCAGUCCCGACGGGAGACACCUGGCCAGCGGCUCCUUCGACAAAUGCGUCCACAUCUGGAACACUCAGACCGGUGCUUUAGUCCACAGCUACAGAGGGACGGGAGGGAUUUUUGAAGUGUGCUGGAACGCCACCGGGGAUAAAGUAGGAGCCAGCGCAUCCGACGGAUCUGUUUGCGUGUUAGACCUGAGGAAAUGA
Molecule: messenger RNA, 1566 nt
Organism: Nerophis lumbriciformis (worm pipefish)
Lineage: Eukaryota; Metazoa; Chordata; Actinopteri; Syngnathiformes; Syngnathidae
Source: RefSeq, a predicted model, not a curated record